Messenger RNA from Paramecium sonneborni, 1097 nucleotides. The record is from the annotation of a GenBank genome assembly. Lineage: Eukaryota; Ciliophora; Oligohymenophorea; Peniculida; Parameciidae.
AUGAGUUUUCAUAAACUUAUGUUUUGGACAUUUACAACAAUUAUUAUAUACUUAGCAUAUAACAAUGAUGAAGGAUUGGAAGUAAAUUCAAAAAGAGGUGUAUUGGCAGCCAUGCUAUUUAUUGCUAUGAUAGGUUCAUUGAAACCAAGUGAUCCUUUUGGUGAGAAAUAUGGAGCCAUAUUUAGAAUAUAAUUAUGGUUAUCAGUUACUUUCAUAGCAAUAUUGGUUUUUUUAGGAUUUCAAAAUGAGAAGGAUGGUAGAUAUGUACAUCACUCAAAUAACUUUAGCUUAUGAGUUUAGGUGAUCAUAGAUUAGGUAAGCCUGUGACGAAAGACAUGCACACUUAUGAUGACAAUUGUGAAUUUGAAUGGAUUAACAUAGUAGAUAAUCUAGAUCACUAUUAUUGGGGUCAUGUAAUCAAUUGGCUAUUGGCUACAUUUCUUGUUAGAGAUUUUUGGUUUCUCAAUUUUUGGUCUGUCUUAGAUGAAAUUAUUGAAUUAUCUUGGUAACAUAAACUUCCACAUUUUAGAGAAUGUUGGUGGGAUCAUGUGUUAUUAGAUGUUUUAUUAAGUAAUACUGUUGCCAUUAUUGUUGGUAUGUUUAUUAUCAAAAAAUUCAAAUUCCAAUAAUAUAGUUGGUUUGCUAAAGACACGUUUACAAAUCCAAAGAAAUUUGAAGCUGUUCUUAUUGUUAUAAUCGUAAUCAUAGGUAACUUUUUAAACAAUUUCUUCCUAAUGAAUCAAUUAUGGGUACCUCCUAAAUGUUGGAUGGUUGUAUAUAGACUUUUAAUUUGGUUUAUGUUAGGUCAUUCAGCUUUUAGAGAACUUCAUAAUUCAAUAACUGAUUCAUAACAAUCAUAUUAAUUAAGAUAUCUAACCUAUUUUACAAUUGUUAUUGAAACUUUGAUAUCCAUUAAAUUCUUACCUGAUUGUGGAAAUCUAUAAAAUGAAAAUACUCCAAUCUAUAUUUGGUUACCUUGGUUCAUUGUUGCCUUAUUAUCUUUCCUUUGGUGGAUCAAAUUAUAAUUAGCAGAACCUAAAAAAUCAUUAAAACCACCUCAUCAAGAAAAGAACAGAAAAGAAAAAAAGAAAGAUUGA